Aspergillus ruber CBS 135680 is the source of this 1560-nucleotide messenger RNA. RefSeq names its product phosphatidyl synthase. NCBI's taxonomy places the organism in Eukaryota, Fungi, Ascomycota, Eurotiomycetes, Eurotiales, Aspergillaceae. Gene Ontology annotation, cellular component: mitochondrion. The coding region runs from base 119 to 1276 and encodes 385 amino acids. The transcript is spliced from 2 exons. Gene Ontology annotation, biological process: glycerophospholipid biosynthetic process. The record is from RefSeq and is a predicted model, not a curated record.
CCCCCCCCAUCUCUCUUUUCCCCAGAAAUUGAACUAGACAAAUUUGGCAACUCUUUAUAUCUUCCUCUUCCCUUUCUUUUUUCAUACACCUAGACAUAUACAUACGCACAUAUACACUAUGGUAGGACACACGGCACAACAGUACGUCGAGAACCAUGAGAAUGCAGACCGCGUCUCACUCGUCUCAAACGGGCCUGCUACGGUCUCUGAUAACUUUGCGUUCGCUUUCGAUAUCGAUGGUGUUUUAUUGAGAGGAGGACAGCCUAUUCCGGAGGCCAUUGACGCUUUGAAAUACAUUAACGGGGAGAACCCUUAUUCGAUCAAGGUACCGUAUAUCUUCGUGACCAACGGCGGUGGCAAGACCGAACAAGAACGAUGCCUCGAUCUCAGCAAACAACUACAAUUGGAUAUCUCACCUGGCCAGUUCAUCUGUGGCCACACCCCAAUGCGUGAGAUGGCCGAUAAGUACCACACCGUGCUGGUCGUCGGCGGCGAAGGAGAGAAAUGUCGAAUUGUUGCAGAGGGAUACGGGUUCAAGGACGUGAUUACCCCCGGGGAUAUUAUCAAGACGAGGGACGACACCACACCGUUUCGCCGGUUAACCGAUGAUGAGUACAAAAACUCGCGGUUUCGAGACUUGAAAAACACUCAGAUCGAAGCUGUCUUUGUCUUUGCCGAUAGCCGGGAUUGGGCUGGUGAUCAGCAGAUCAUUCUUGACUGUUUGAUGAGUGUAAAUGGUCAUUUGGGCACUCGCUCGCAAACCGGCAACGAGGGUCCCCCCGUGUUCUUUUCCCACACCGAUGUUGUCUGGGCUACCUCUCAUGAACACUGCCGUCUUGGAAUGGGUGCCCUGCGGGCAUCCCUCGAAGCCGUCUACAAGGCCAUCACAGGCCGGGAAUUGUCGACCAUUGCUUUUGGAAAACCGCAGCUCGGUACGUACCACUUCGCCAUGCGUCUGCUGCAGCAGUGGCGGAAGGAUACCCACGGUAUCAACAAGCCCCCGCGCGCCGUUUACUUCGUCGGCGAUACCCCCGAGUCGGAUGUGCGUGGUACCAAUGAGUUCAAUGACGUUAGCGAAGCCGAGUGGGUGUCGCUUCUUGUGAAGACGGGUGUCUUUCAGGAUGGUGCUACGCCGCGGUAUCAGCCCGGUCAUACUUGCGAGAAUGUUCUCGAGGCGGUUAAAUAUGCUGUUGAGCGGGAGCAGGCUAAGAACAAGGACGAGGUUGAUGAUGUGGAUUCUGGGAUUGACUCGGAGUCUGCUUGUCUUCGCAACUAAGGCCUUUCUCUAUUUUUCUUUUUCUUUUCUUUUUGGUUAUUUUACACAUAUAUAUACAAUUCUUUGUAUAUAUGUUUACACAAGAUUCCCCGACAGACGCGCAUUUGGCAUCCGGAGUGUCGAUAAAUAUACUACGUCGUUCCAUGGCCUAUGACAUUGCUUUCUUGACGCGUUCUUGUUUAUAACUGUUUUAAGUGGAUAUACCAAGAUAACCCAUAGAGCAGUGACAACAAAACCAUACACAUACCCGAUCUAAUACCAAAUAACUAGUUCAUAUCUCUGUC